CCACAAUCGAAGACUUUAUACAGGCAUAUGAGAAGAGAAAUAUGGCGCCGACAUAUCCCUCCUUCACCCCACACUACCACCAUGACCAAUACCCUGCCAUUGACCCUACACAAGCAGCACUCGACUGCUCACAGAAGGUGGUCUUCAUCACUGGCGCAGGCAGUGGAAUUGGUGAAGCGAUUGCCAUUGCAUUCGCCAAAGCGCAUGCCCAGGGAGUGGUGCUGCUAGGCCGAACGCAAUCCACACUCGACGACACAGCGGAGAAAGUGAAGGCUGCGAGCAACGGCCGCACAGAGACGCUCGUCACCGUGGCGGACAUUACGAAUCAAAGUCAAGUGGAAGCGGCAAUGGAGGCCGCGAUUGGGCAUUUUGGCAGUCGAGUACCUGAUGUUCUAGUCAAUUGUGCAGGCGGCAUGAUCGGCCGCGGGAGUCUGACCGACGUCGACAUCGACGAGUUCAUGAAAGCCUUCGACCUCAACGUCCGGGGGCCACUACAAGUCGCGCAAGCGUUCAUGCGAGCGAGUCGACAACACGACCCAGACAAACCCAAAACAGUAAUAAGUCUGCCCUCGGGAGCUGCGCACCUACCCUACGCCCCCGGCGGCGCAUCCUACGCCUGCUCCAAGCUCGCCGGCGCGAAAAUCCUCGAGUACAUUGGGCACGAGAAGCCGACGUGGAAUGUGUUCAACAUGCAGCCUGGCGUGGUGGCGACGGAGCUGGCGCGGCAGACGGGCAGGAACGCGCCGGAUAGCCCGGAGCUGCCGGCGGGCUUUGCGGUGUGGUUGGCUGCGCAUCCGCGCGCGAGGGAAUUGAGCGGGAGGUUUGUGUGGGCGAAUUGGGAUGUUGAUGAGGUGUUGCUUAGGAGUGGGGAUAUUGCGGGGAGGGGACUGCUCACGCUGGGGUUGAAGGGGUGGGCGGAGGAUUAUAGUGGUGAGGACUUGAUGCGGAUAGUGGCGAGUAUGCGGCAGAAGGAUUAGACAGUGGCCUGACUUCACACAAGGCUCCGGUGAAGCAUUGCGGCGGCGAACUGGAGGCGCUUGGUAAGACAAGCGACCCGUUGGACGGCGCUGAGUCAAUGGGUCAAGGUUGCCAGAAGUCGAUGUUCGCCAUAACCCGCGAGGAGUGCAUCGUGUAUGCCAUGACAGAUCAAGCUCGCCACAAGGCCACAAGUGGCAACGUCCUACCACCUGGCCCGGCUAGGAUUGACAACGGGAUGCGGGAUUCCAUGUCGUGCCUGGGUCAAUAUUG
Molecule: messenger RNA, 1248 nt
Organism: Neohortaea acidophila
Lineage: Eukaryota; Fungi; Ascomycota; Dothideomycetes; Mycosphaerellales; Teratosphaeriaceae
Exons: 2
Coding region: 42-977 (311 amino acids)
Cellular component (GO): cytosol
Molecular function (GO): oxidoreductase activity
Source: RefSeq, a predicted model, not a curated record